Messenger RNA from Cynara cardunculus var. scolymus (artichoke), 1871 nucleotides. RefSeq names its product zinc finger CCCH domain-containing protein 49-like. Gene Ontology annotation, cellular component: Prp19 complex; U2-type catalytic step 1 spliceosome; U2-type catalytic step 2 spliceosome. NCBI's taxonomy places the organism in Eukaryota, Viridiplantae, Streptophyta, Magnoliopsida, Asterales, Asteraceae. Gene Ontology annotation, molecular function: U6 snRNA binding; pre-mRNA binding; metal ion binding. The transcript has 5 exons. Bases 149 to 1642 code for a protein of 497 amino acids. The record is from RefSeq and is a predicted model, not a curated record.
CGGAUUCCAGGGUGAUCUUCCCCCUCCGUCAAAUCGAUCCAGCAAAGGAAGUCCAAGAACCCUAUCUUUCUGAUCUAAGGUGGCGGUCGAUUUUUGCAUCCCUCGCUUUUCAUCUACAUCGGUCUGGUCCAAGUGAGAACCAGUACUCAUGGCACAUAGGAUAUUAAGAGAUGUUGAAGCCGAUGGUUGGGAACGCUCCGACUUCCCAAUCAUUUGCGAGUCAUGCCUAGGUGACAAUCCCUACAUUCGAAUGACAAAAGCAAAUUAUGAUAAGGAGUGCAAGAUCUGCACUAGGCCCUUCACAGUCUUCAGGUGGAGACCUGGUCGGGAUGCAAGAUACAAGAAAAGUGAAAUUUGCCAAACUUGCAGCAAGUUGAAAAACGUUUGCCAAGUGUGCCUUCUCGAUCUUGAAUAUGGCUUGCCAGUUCAGGUUCGUGAUACUGCGCUCAGUAUCAACUCGAAUGAUGCCAUUCCAAAGAGUGAUGUGAACAGGGAAUACUUUGCAGAGGAGCAUGAUCGUAGAGCAAGAGCUGGUCUGGAUUAUGAAUCCUCAUAUGGGAAGGCACGGCCAAAUGAUACUAUAUUGAAACUGCAAAGGACAACACCAUAUUACAAGAGAAACCGAGCACAUAUUUGCAGUUUUUUCAUCAGAGGUGAAUGUACAAGAGGUGCUGAAUGCCCUUACCGGCAUGAGAUGCCCGUCACUGGCGAGUUAUCACAGCAGAAUAUCAAAGACCGUUACUACGGAGUUAACGAUCCAGUUGCAUUGAAACUACUGAACAAGGCGGGUGACAUGCCAUCUCUCGAACCCCCAGAGGACGAGAGCAUUCGAACCCUAUAUGUGGGAGGGCUUGAUGCCAGAGUCUCAGAGCAAGACCUUAGGGACAAUUUCUAUGCUCAUGGUGAAAUUGAGUCCGUCAAGAUGGUUCUCCAACGUGCUUGUGCCUUUGUUACUUACACGACUCGAGAAGGGGCAGAAAAAGCAGCUGAUGAACUCUCAAACAAGCUGGUUGUUAAAGGGCUUCGCCUAAAACUUAUGUGGGGUCGACCACAAGCACCUAAGGCUGAGGGUGAAGUAGUCUCAGAUGAAGCCAGACAACAAUCAAUUGCCCACAGUGGAUUAUUACCCAGGGCUGUUAUAUCGCAGCAGCAAAACCAAAUGAUUCAGCCCCCAGGAACUUCCGCUGGUCAGGAUCAGCAACCACCGCCACAGAUGCAUUAUUUUAACAUUCCGCCACCACCGCCUCAGCAUGGCAGAGCCUUUUAUCCCUCUAUGGAUCCUCAGAGGAUGGGUGCAGUGAUACCUUCUCAAGAUGGGAGUGGGGCUAGUGGUUUAGGUGAGAAUAGAAGUGGCGCUGGCAGUUCAGAUCAGCGGCAGCAAGGUGGUCCACAUUAUGCUGCAUACCCACCACCACCACCACCGCCUCAAGGCGGUGGCCAAUACUAUCAGCAGUAUUAUCCACCAGCCCCAUAUGGGUAUGCUCCGCCGCCACCGACUCAACCAUAUCAACAAUACCCUCCACAGUCUCAUCCAUCCGCAAUGCCACCACCAGGACCAAGUGGUGAACAAGCAUAUCAGCAGAAAGCACCACCACCAGCAGCAGCAGCAGGGCCACCGCCACCAUCCCCACAACAACAAUGACGACUCUUGAUGAAUUAGUCUUGGUUGGGUGUACUAGGUUCGAUUUUGUAACGAGAUUAUACGUGUGUGACUGAAAUCUGUUAUGCAGUUUGUAUGUGGACAGUUGGAUUCUGAUUCACUUAUAACUUUGUUUUAGUGAAUUAAUUUAUGCUGCUUUUCAAACAAAGAGCUCUAUGAAGCUGUUUAAUUUUAUGGUUUUUGUUGUACAAUUUAUACACCUUUGAGUCAA